Molecule: messenger RNA, 2457 nt
Organism: Penicillium lagena
Lineage: Eukaryota; Fungi; Ascomycota; Eurotiomycetes; Eurotiales; Aspergillaceae
Product: Zn(II)2Cys6 transcription factor
Exons: 1
Coding region: 1-2457 (818 amino acids)
Biological process (GO): regulation of DNA-templated transcription; DNA-templated transcription
Molecular function (GO): DNA binding; zinc ion binding; DNA-binding transcription factor activity, RNA polymerase II-specific
Source: RefSeq, a predicted model, not a curated record
AUGAUCAUCAUCAUCGCCGAAAUUCCACUUGACCAAGUCCAAACAGUACCGCAUGGUGCAGCGAGUGAGAGCGCCUUACGAAUCGAAGAUUUCAACUAUUUAGCCAUGAAAUCGAGCAAAUCCCGGCGUCGCGUCCCAGACCAGUUGAGGAAACGCGCGGCAAUUAGCUGUGACCUCUGUAAGGUUCGGCGGCGGAAAUGUGUCCGGAGUACAGCAGAGCAGAGCUCUUGCAAGCUGUGCCUCGAGCAUAAUGUCGAGUGCACUUCUACGAUACCCCGCAAACCUCGCAUCCAUGUUCCAGGACCCGAAGACAACUCACAAACGUCACACCUCCGGGCACUAGAGGAUCUAGUCAACAAUUUAUUCCCAGAAGUCAAUACGAACAAUACAGACGAGAUUAUUCAGCUGUCCCAAGCAAUCGAACAUGGCAACAGACUAAUCUCUCACUGCCAGUCUGAUUCGCGACGAGGAGUCCUUGAAGCUGAAAAUGCCUCGAAUAUAAAUACCGAAGUCCGCAGUAAUACUGCCGAGCUGCAAAAUUCCAUCACUCACCAAGGAAGCCAGUCUACAUCGACAGUGGAACAGACACAAACCUCAUCUAUUACGAGUUUCUAUGAGCGCAUGCUGCAGAGCCCUUCCGGAACCCUUUCAUAUUUCGGAUCAUCCAGCUCAAUGGCAUAUGUCCGCAAAAUGCGGGAAUUGUUAGCAGCAGAGGCAGAUGGGAGACCUGGUGUGGGUUCAAAUGAAAGCCUUCGCCACACCUUCAUCAGAGAUCAAUAUGCUCGAACCAUGGGGGAGGAUCAAGGCGCUGUCCCGGAAUUGCCUGCAAUAGAUUACGUCCAACUUGAAAGUCAGAGACCGUCCGAGCAGGGUGCUGUUCGGCUCCUUAAGCUACUGCAAGCCCUUCCCUCAAAGAAGGAAACUGAUGACCUUGUGGAAUUAUUUUUUACCCAAGUGCACAUUAAUAUUGCACUAUUCCACCGACCGUCGUUUCAGGCUAUUUUGGAUCGAAUUCGAUCCCCCGAAACCCAAACAAUCGAUGUCGGAUGGGCUGUAUGUUUUAGGCUGGCCAUCGCGUUUGGCUGUGAGUGGCGCCUGUCCACUUUGAGCCAAAGGGACAACUCGGAGUGGGAGAGAUUGACCUCGAUGAAGAGACAACUCGUGAAUGAUUCUUUCUUGGAGAUAUCCCAUCUCAUGCUUUCUGGCACUCUUCAGGCUGUCACCGCGUUCGCCCUUUUCUCCGUCUACAUGAAUUUUGCCAACGAGAGGAACGCAUCUUGGGUUCUAAGUGGCUGCGCUGUGAGAAUGGCUAUUGGUUUAGGGCUCCAUCGAGGCAAUAAAGUGGUGCACCGUUCAGAUAUCUAUUUUCUCCCUCUCGAGAAAGAGCUACGCAAACAGAUAUGGUGUUCUCUCUACAUAUUUGAGCAGUACGCCAGUGCUUUCCUCGGGCGGCCUAGUGCCUUGGAAGAUGUGGAGAUCAUCGUCGACCUACCCAAUGAGUCUAUUUUGGAUCAAGGAUUCUAUUGGCCACCAGGAUACCUUCAGCAUGAUGUCACAUUGGCACGCAUAGUUGGCAAAAUUCGCGAGGCCCAGAUGGACCAAAGUUUGAGUCUAUCGAAUGAUUUGCAAGGUCUGCCCAAUAUAAGAACAUGCCAUCAACUGCUCCAUGACCUCGACAAUUGGAAGGAAAAUUUGCCCGCAUUUCUUGACUUUGACGAAAGAAAGUUGGAUCAUGCCUAUCCGAGCCAUAUGCGACAAAUCCUCAUGAUACAUGUGCGGUAUCAAUAUGCAAGAAUCAUGCUUACCAGGCCGUUUCUUCUCAGGGCCCUGUACAUUUCCCAUGGUCUAAAUGCUAGUAUCACGGCCAAUGCCGAGAUCUUGAAUUACAAGGACGUUUGCUUCCAAGGGGCUCUAGAUUGUUGGAAACUCAUCCACUGUCUCUGGAAGAGGGGCCGCUACAACGCUAACCUCUGGCUUGACGGGGUGUUUGCAUAUCAAUGCAAUUUGAUUCUCUCUCUAUAUCUGCUGGAUACUUCAAAAACAUCGGAUCCUUCGCAACUGCGAGAGAUCCACGAGAUGGUUAAGCAGAUCCAGGACAUAUUGCACAAAGGACCUGGCAAUAGGACGAUGAGGCGGUUGAUACAAAUAUCGCGAGACUUCUCAGAGAUCGUUUCCCCUUCUUCAACCAGCCCUGCGCUAAGAGAAAACAUAAACACAUCCAAACAACUCGUGGAGUCAGGGCCACGCCAUUCUCAGUUUCCAAGCAACCUAAAUGCUUAUCUGGAUGCCUUCUCACGCAUCCCGCAAAUGUUAGACUUAAACCCUUCUGCGUUCAACAACUGGGAGAGCACUAUGGGUUCAAAUCUGUUUCAUGGAGAUUUCAUGGGCGAAAGCUUUAUGUUUGACCCAUUGGCUGACCUUGACUUUGGGCCGCCGAUGGAAUCGGAAAAUCCUUGA